AUGACGAUGACGCAUCAUUCUUCUCGUUGUCGAAUAUCAAACCUUCCAUUACGAUCAUUACUGCCAUUACUGCUACUGCUCUUCCAAUUCACAUUACCCACACAAGCAUUGGUGGGAAGUGCCUUGUUUUCCAAAAUCCAAAAAGACUUUGCCGCCUUGACCCGCCGCGUCACGGCCCGUCACAUUCUGGUCUCCAACCAAGAAGUGGCCUUGGCCUUGAAACGGAAAAUACGAGAGCAGACCAUUGAAAAGGAAGAGUUUGUGGUGGACAUUUUUGAGCAAGCGGCCAAAAAGUAUUCGAAAGACGAAACGACCAAUUUCCGAGGUGGAUUGCUGGGAGAACUCGUGCCACAGGGCUAUUGUCAAUCCGAAGCACUGGAAGAGGCCUGCUUUCAAGUUCCGUUGGGUCUAUUGGAGGGUCCUGUGCAAACAGACUUUGGAUAUCAUUUGCUGUUGGUCACGGAACGAACCAAUUGUCCCAAGCUAGAUGGUUCCAACACCAAGUUGGUGCAAACAAAUCCAAAUGACAUUUUUGGGACGUUGGAAGCCUCGGAACAGGUGGGAAAGGUCACACCACAAUUUAUUUUGAAUCAGGCUCUGUUUUGGAUUCUAGUCUUUUUUGCAGGAGGGAUAGCAGCGGAGCUUGCCGAGAAGGUUGGGACUAUGAUAUUUCCCGACAAGUGA
This is a messenger RNA of Cylindrotheca closterium, 684 nucleotides long. The record is from the annotation of a GenBank genome assembly. NCBI's taxonomy places the organism in Eukaryota, Bacillariophyta, Bacillariophyceae, Bacillariales, Bacillariaceae.